This is a messenger RNA of Hemiscyllium ocellatum (epaulette shark), 788 nucleotides long. It is a transcript of the gene dnajc5b, whose product is annotated as DnaJ (Hsp40) homolog, subfamily C, member 5 beta. Lineage: Eukaryota; Metazoa; Chordata; Chondrichthyes; Orectolobiformes; Hemiscylliidae. The record is from RefSeq and is a predicted model, not a curated record. The transcript is spliced from 4 exons. The coding region runs from base 12 to 602 and encodes 196 amino acids.
CUUAAGUUAAAAUGGCUGAACAAAGACAACGUGCACUUUCUACAUCUGGAGAAGCACUUUAUCAAAUUCUAGGCCUCGAGAAAGGAGCUUCGCAUGAAGAGAUAAAAAAAUCUUAUAGAAAACUUGCUUUGAAACACCAUCCAGACAAAAAUCUUGAUAAUCCAGAUGCGAGUGAUAAAUUCAAAGAGAUCAACAAUGCUCAUUCAAUACUGUCAGAUAUAACCAAACGAAACAUUUAUGAUAAAUACGGUUCACUGGGACUGUACAUCGCUGAACAGUUCGGUGAAGAGAAUGUGAACACAUACUUCAUGUUGUCUAGCUGGUGGGCAAAGGGCCUUUUUGUGUUCUGUGGGUUGAUCACUGGCUGCUACUUCUGCUGCUGCCUCUGUUGCUGCUGUAACUGUUGCUUUGGUAAAUGCAAGCCCAAGUCCCCAGAGGGUGAAGAAUAUGAGUACUAUGUCUCACCAGAGGACCUGGAGGAACAAAUCCGCACAGACAUGGAGAAUGAUGGGGACAUUCCAGUUGUGCUGCAGCCUACAAAUGCAAAUGAGAAAACUCAGCUCAUUGGCGAUGGCCGACGUAGCUACAACACAGAUGGGUAGAAUUUAAAAGAGCAACAAGUUGUGCUGAAAUUCUCAGCAACUGUUACGAUGUGGACAUGCCAUGGAGCGUGGUUGUAUUUUCUGUUUGGUAAAUAACAUUAUCAACUAUGGUCUUGAUAUUACACAAACAACCACCAUCACUAGUUACCACACGGUAAAAAGCAAUUUGAAAACCCUAUCUUCAAG